Molecule: messenger RNA, 3798 nt
Organism: Culex pipiens pallens (northern house mosquito)
Lineage: Eukaryota; Metazoa; Arthropoda; Insecta; Diptera; Culicidae
Gene: Diap1
Product: death-associated inhibitor of apoptosis 1
Exons: 2
Coding region: 642-1871 (409 amino acids)
Biological process (GO): regulation of cell cycle; positive regulation of protein ubiquitination; negative regulation of apoptotic process
Cellular component (GO): nucleus; cytoplasm
Molecular function (GO): ubiquitin protein ligase activity; cysteine-type endopeptidase inhibitor activity involved in apoptotic process
Source: RefSeq, a predicted model, not a curated record
UGCUCUGGCCUCGGAGCUAGAAGAGCGUACGUUUCGGGAAAACUCGCAAACCUUUCUGUUGUUGUUGUUUUCGCUCCCUUUCAAAACAGUUUUGCAACUUGAGAGGGGGAAAAACUAGUUUAAUUACGUCACACAAUAAUAAACGAAGGGAUCUCGCGCGUUUGUGAGUGAGAAAAAAAAGAGACGGGGGUUGUAAUUUCUGUGGCACGAACGAAACGGGGUGAAGUUUUGUGGGAAAAUAGCACGGAUGUUGCUGGAAAAUUGUGAAAUUGAAUGCGUUCUUCUCUCUGGCUGGCUGGCGCUAUGAGUGCAGAGAUCGAAGAUUUUUCCUCUCGACCAGUAGCGAUUCGACAUCGUCAUCUUCACCACCGUUCUCAUUGACGACGACGACGACGGAAGGAGCGGAGAGAGAACAACAACUGGUUGCACUCGAUCAUUCCAAGAGUGAGAGAAAAAACAGCAUCUUGUAAGCCCGUACGACAGCUGCUGCACCUCGGGAAACCCCGCACUGCUUUAGUCUUGGUCCAACUGCCGUGACUGAAAGAUCGUUCAUUUUCCUUUCCCUUCUCCGCAAACAUCUUUCAUCUUCUUUGACCGGAUCGAAUCGAAACGCGCGGAGUCUGUGUAGCGUCGGUAGCAAAAUGACCGCGCAAGUUCUAUCAAUACCACGGGAUUAUACUGAUAACAAAGUGAAGGAUGAAAACACAUCGUACGGAUUAACGGGGACAUCAGUGACAUACCAUAUAGAAGUGUCUCGGCUGGAAUCGUUUUUAAACUGGAGCAUACCGUUCAUCAGCAAGUUCGAGUUGGCCCGGUUUGGAUUUUAUUAUGUGGGGCCGGGUGACAUGGUGAAGUGCUUUUUCUGUCGGGUUGAAAUUGGACUGUGGGAGCCGAAUGAUAAUGUGUUAUCGGAACACUUGCGGUGGUCUCCGUACUGUCCGCUGCUGCGCAAGCGCCCAACAAACAAUCAACCGCUCGAUGCAAGUUUCCUGGACCAACUGCCGGAGCCCAGCUAUGAUACCUGUGGUAUCCAGAUUAGGCAGCACUCCGUGGCAGAGAAUGCGUACUCGUCGUCGGACAGGAGCAGCAGCGGAUCGAUGUCGUCGCCACCGAGCUCGUUGACGUCCGAGUCGAGUAUGAUGUCCAAUGCGUCCGGAGGUGUCGGAGCAACUGAACUACAGCCACCCCAGCAGCAGCACAAACUUCCCGAAUAUCCCAACUAUGCUAUCGAAGCGAAGCGGCUAGAAAGCUACGAAGACUGGCCAAAGUUUAUGAAGCAAAAGCCGAAGGAACUCAGCGAUGCUGGAUUCUUCUACACGGGCAAGAGCGAUCGAGUCAAGUGCUUCAGCUGUGGGGGAGGUCUGAAGGACUGGGAGGCCGGGGAUGAGCCCUGGGAGCAACAUGCUAUGUGGUAUAGCAACUGUGAGUACCUGAAACUAAUGAAGGGCGAAGAGUACAUCGCCCAGUGCUUGGCCAAGAAGGAAAAUUCUUCGGAAAUGUCCGAGCAGCCGCAGGACGUCGGCCCAUCCAGCUCCCCGCAGCCGUCAACGUCCGGAGUCGCGUCGGCGGCCACCACCUCGCUACCUUCAUCACAGUCAUCCAGUCUGAGCACUUCGGUCGAAGAAAGCAAUCCUAUGACAUCGAUGGCGGCACCCAUGUCCGGCAGCAGUGGCCUCGAGGAAGACGAGGACGAACCGAACCGCAAGCAGGACACGAGCCGAACGUGCAAAAUUUGCUACGUCAACGAGUACAACACCGCGUUCUCACCGUGUGGCCACGUUGUGGCGUGUGCCAAGUGCGCCUCGUCGGUCACCAAGUGUCCCCUGUGCCGGAAACCCUUUACCAAUGUGAUGCGAAUUUACCUGAUGUGAGAUUCUGACCCGAAAUAUAGUAUUGGAAUCUUCAAGAAAGUCCCAGGCGCAACAAUCGUGACGGACACAAUUCCUAUCGAAUCCGAUCGUGGUCAACUGCACGUUAAGGAAGUGCACUAGGAGGCUUGGAGCAAAGUACUAAUUAUUGCAUAAAAGGUUAAAUCGCAUACAAACUGACGUAAAUCAUUGACAUUUUCGUUGAAAAUCAUCAAUUACUUGUCACUAGAGCCAUCUGGUGGCGAACGCUCCAAAUUCAAAAUUAACAAGGCAAAAUUCCGAUCACUCAAAAUAAUUUUGAAUGAGAUUUACGUCCGAUUGUCUGUGGUUUAAUGUUUUGCAAAUUUCGGCGUUUUUAUUUGUUUUUUUCUAACACCAUCAGGACGCUGGAAAACAUCGUGUCCUUUCACACUUCACAUGUAUUUAUUUGAGGAAAAAUAAUACAUUUAACGGUAAUUGUAAAAGCUUACGCUUAAUUUGAAACCCGACAGUUCAAAUUUCCUUAAGAUCGACAUCAACAGGAAAGUUCAGCAGUAACAGGCGUGACUGUUUGAAUUGUUGGUUCGAUUUUUCAGUCCUAUGCUCAUUCUGAGCAGGACAGACCGCCGGUCCUCGGGGGAAAACAUUCGGAGCUAGUUUGGAAUUUCAUCAUUAGAGUUCUCACUUUGUUGUUGAGUAUUCAACUGCUAAUCGGAGUGAGAACAUAUGAUUUAAUUCCAAAAUUGCUCCGUCUCCGUCACUGGACCGCGAAGGUCAAGCAGAACAUUUUAAAAGGAUCGAACCUGGUGUUACUUUGAUUUUGGUUAACGAGUCAUUUUAAUCUGCACUGUUCUGCCGCUCGAAGCAAGUCCGUCCCAUAUGUAAUUUCGUCAAUUUUCAUGUUUUUACUUAUGGGACGGACAAGAUUCAAGCGGCAGUGUAAACGUUAAUGAAACGAAAAUAUAUUAAAACAUCUAGAAUGUCACAAUGUGUUAUAGAAUAGGUAUCAUACUAAUUUCUAAUAAUUUCGGUAAACUCUGUACAUAUAAAAAUAUGAGUUUUAAUACAUAAUAAACAAACAAAAAAAUUGUAAAAUCUACUGUAAACUGAAAAUAACACAUUUAAUUUUUAUUUCCUGGAAAGAAAUCCCUUCGGCUUAGCCAGCGAUUAGGUUAUCACCUGGCCCGGCCUUUAAAUUUUGCUGUUGGCGCAAAAUACCUGGUAAAUUUCCACUUGUUUGUUGACAACGUUACGAAACCACUCGCGCGGUCACGUUACUUGAUCACGUGUCACAAUGCCGUGUCGUCAAUGAGCGUGGAACGUGCCCAUCUGUUAGGUGUUGCGAAAAUCUUCCCAAUGACGCAGGGACUUUGCAACGUUUUAUCUAGGUCUGUUUGUCAAGUUGCGAGUGCUUGUUUUCCCUGGCGUUGUCGACGACCCACUCGAUGGCCCCAAGUUGGCAAAAACAAGCUUCCAUAUUUAAGCUUGCACUAAAGUAGGGUAAACUACACUACACAGGUGAUCAUCCAAGCGGUUGUUGAGAUCAUUCAUUGUGCGCUCGCUAGUAUCUGUGACAAACGUGAUCCAACAGCACAGCAGUGACUAGAGGCGAGUCUUAUUUUGGUCAGUCUCCCAUGUCCAUAAUCGGGGACAGCACUCAGCUAACUUCGCUGCGAUCGGUUCACUCGGCGUAGAACCUGCUGCUAGGUCAUUCUAACGGGCAAACAAUACAAAACACGCACACACCGUUGUUGAUCGUCGAUUGAGCCACAGACAAGUGGAGCUGACGGUACGAUCAACAGGUCAAUGACGACUCCGGUGGCGACCCACGCAGUUCCGCUUGGCUGUGCCUGACGAGGUCAUUCAGCGCGUUGUUUCUGCGUAUCAACCGAGACCAGUUCGCGCGUACUAACACACACUGAGAGCGGUUGUUUUCGUGUGUUCGCAACUG